Messenger RNA from Bursaphelenchus xylophilus (pine wood nematode), 290 nucleotides. The record is from the annotation of a GenBank genome assembly. Lineage: Eukaryota; Metazoa; Nematoda; Chromadorea; Rhabditida; Aphelenchoididae.
AUGGUAGGUUCCCCUCCAAACUUCGCCAAACAUCUAUGACUUCAGGCCGAACCCAAUAGCGAUGAAGUGUUAUCCAAACAAAUCGAGACGUAUUCUUUGGGCAUUUUUCUGGUCAUCCUGUUCGCCACUCUGAUUUUUGUGGCUUUGACGGCAAUAAGUGUUCGGAAAGAGUUUGUCAAGGUGAGAUUCUCGAGAUUUUGCUAAUUUUUUUGAAAUUUUUUCAGCUCCGAAAGCAGAAAGAAGAGGAGGAGAAAACACCGGAGACGCUGACAAUUGUGGACCCAGAAUAA